Molecule: messenger RNA, 1419 nt
Organism: Aspergillus pseudotamarii
Lineage: Eukaryota; Fungi; Ascomycota; Eurotiomycetes; Eurotiales; Aspergillaceae
Gene: aspB
Product: septin AspB
Exons: 3
Coding region: 1-1419 (472 amino acids)
Biological process (GO): cytoskeleton-dependent cytokinesis
Cellular component (GO): septin complex; microtubule cytoskeleton; cytosol
Molecular function (GO): GTP binding; molecular adaptor activity; GTPase activity
Source: RefSeq, a predicted model, not a curated record
AUGACGCCAGUUACUGACUUUACUUUGCCUGUGAUAGCUUCACCCCCCCCCACCAACGGCUCCCCCACCCCGGCGGUGGAGUCUCCUGAGAGCAGCAAGCCCAGUUCCCCCUUUGUUGAGCGCAGCAACCCCAUGGGAUCAGGAAACGCUCAAACCGUCAGCUCCAGUGACCCGAAGGCUGUGGCCCAAGCUGCCACCGACAUGAAGAACGUUGUUCGCCGCAAGUUGACUGGCUACGUCGGUUUUGCCAACCUGCCCAACCAAUGGCACCGCAAAAGUGUUCGCAAGGGAUUCAACUUCAACGUAAUGGUUGUUGGUGAAUCGGGCCUCGGAAAGUCGACUCUUGUGAACACCCUCUUUAACACCUCUCUCUACCCGCCCAAGGAGCGCACCGGCCCCAGCCACGACAUCAUCCCGAAGACCGUGGCCAUUCAGUCGAUCAGCGCAGAUAUUGAAGAGAACGGCGUUCGUCUUCGCCUGACUGUGGUCGACACCCCCGGAUUCGGUGAUUUCGUGAACAAUGACGAUUCGUGGCGCCCUAUCGUAGAGAACAUUGAGCAGAGAUACGAUGCCUACUUGGAGGCUGAAAACAAGGUCAACCGUACUAACAUUGUUGACAACCGUAUCCACGCCUGUGUCUACUUCAUCCAGCCCACCGGCCACUCCCUCAAGCCUUUGGACAUUGAGGUCAUGCGCCGGUUGCACACCAAGGUCAACCUGAUCCCUGUGAUCGCCAAGGCCGAUACCUUGACGGACGAGGAGAUUUCUCAGUUCAAGCAGAGAAUCCUUGCCGAUAUCCAACACCACUCCAUCCAGAUCUUCGAGGGCCCCCGCUACGAACUCGACGACGAAGAAACCAUCGCCGAGAACCAGGAGAUCAUGUCGAAGGUCCCCUUCGCUGUGGUCGGUGCCAACGCUGAGGUUGCCACCGCGGACGGCCGCAAGGUCCGGGGCCGUAGCUACCCCUGGGGUAUCAUUGAGGUCGACAACGAGGAACACUGCGACUUUGUCAAGCUGCGCCAGAUGUUGAUCCGCACCCACAUGGAAGAGCUCAAGGAACACACCAACAACCUGCUGUACGAGAACUACCGCUCCGACAAGCUGACCCAGAUGGGUGUCGCCCAGGACCCGAGCGUGUUCAAGGAAGUCAACCCAGCUGUCAAGCAGGAGGAGGAGCGUGCCCUGCACGAGCAGAAGCUCGCCAAGAUGGAGGCAGAGAUGAAGAUGGUCUUCCAACAGAAGGUAGCCGAGAAGGAGAGCAAGCUGAAACAGAGCGAAGACGAACUAUACGCUCGACAUCGCGAGAUGAAGGAUCAACUGGAGCGGCAACGCCAGGAACUGGACGAGAAGAAGGGUCGCCUCGAAAGUGGUCGACCCAUCGAAGAGAAGGGCAAGCGAAAGGGGUUCUCCCUUCGUUAG